Entelurus aequoreus (snake pipefish) is the source of this 1777-nucleotide messenger RNA. Its product is annotated as bile salt-activated lipase-like. Gene Ontology annotation, cellular component: postsynaptic specialization membrane; cell surface; synapse. NCBI's taxonomy places the organism in Eukaryota, Metazoa, Chordata, Actinopteri, Syngnathiformes, Syngnathidae. The coding region runs from base 70 to 1734 and encodes 554 amino acids. Gene Ontology annotation, molecular function: sterol ester esterase activity; triacylglycerol lipase activity; signaling receptor activity. The transcript is spliced from 12 exons. The record is from RefSeq and is a predicted model, not a curated record. Gene Ontology annotation, biological process: presynaptic membrane assembly; postsynaptic membrane assembly; modulation of chemical synaptic transmission.
CUGGCGGUGCGUUCAGGGUCCCCGCCGGACGCGGCUAUAAAAAGCCGCAGCGGACUGGCGGGGAGGAGGAUGAAGAUGAGGAGGAUGACGAUGCUGCUGGCGCUGAUGAGCGUCACUUUGAGUGUAACCUCCGCUGCUCAGUUGGGGGUGGUCACGACGGAAGCGGGACAGGUUCAAGGGGUGAGUAAGAGCAUGGGACUUCUGCGCUCUGUGGACGUCUUCAAAGGGAUCCCCUUCGCGGACACCCCUGGGCUGUGGGAGAAACCCAAACCGCACAGCGGGUGGGACGGAGUAAUGAAGGCAGACAAAUAUGCGGAGCGCUGCUUGCAGGUGACCUUGUUGCAGACCAAAACCCGAGGCAGCCAGGAUUGUCUCUACUUGAACAUCUUCGUUCCUCAGGGACGUAGAUUGUCCUCCAACCUGCCCGUCAUGGUCUACCUGUUUGGCGGCGCCUUCCUGUUGGGGGCGUCCAACGACCUCACCAUCCUGGGCAACUCGCUCUACGACGGCAGAGAAAUGGCGGAGCGAGGCAACGUCAUCGUGGUGACGGCCAACUACCGAGUGGGAACGCUGGGCUUCCUCAGCAGCGGCGACGCGCGACUGCCAGGUAACUACGGGCUGUGGGACCAGCACGCCGCCAUCUCCUGGGUGCGCAGGAACAUAGCGGCCUUCGGAGGGAACCCGGACAACAUCACCAUCUUCGGCCAAUCGGCCGGCAGCGCCGGCGUCAGCUAUCAGACCCUGUCGCCCUACAGUAAAGGACUGUUCCGCCGGGCCAUCAGUCAGAGCGGCGUGGCGUUGAGUCCGUGGGCGCUGCAGGGGAACCCGAUGGCGCUCACCAAUAAGAUCGCCCGCAAGGUGGGCUGUUACCGCAGCAACCAGGACUUGAUGCUGACGUGUCUGAAGAUGACCGACCCGGUUGGACUCACCAUGGCGGGAAAGAUUGACAUCCUGCAAUUGCUGGGCAAAGGCGUGGUCAUGGACCUUCUGGAGUUCGCCCCGGUGGUCGACGGCGACUUCCUUCCCGACCAUCCCAGUCGGCUCUUUCACAACGCCGCCCACUUUGACUACAUGGCCGGCGUCAACUCCAUGGACGGACACCUCUUCGCCGGCGUCGACGUUCCCUCCAUCAACAAGAAGAACGCCAACACCACCGUAGAGGACGUCAGGGGUCUUCUGGCCGGCUUGACGAAGGAGAAAGGUAACGCGGCCGUGGACUCGGCCUUGAGCGUCUACUCCGCCCACUGGGGCUCCGUGCCAGCGCCGGAGACGGUGAAGAAGACGGUGGCGGACAUCGAGACGGACUUCCUGUUCCUGGUGCCCACUCAGAUCGCCCUCCAGCUCCACGCCAACCACAGCAGCGGCGCCCGCACCUUCUCCUACUUCUUCAACAUGAAGACCCGUAUCCCGGGGUUCCCUCGCUGGGUGGGGGCGGAGCAUAGCGAGGAGCUGCAGUACUUGUUCGGGAAACCGUUCUCCUUCCCGCUGGUCUACUUCCCCAGGCACAGGGACCUGUCAGGCUACAUGAUGGCGUACUGGACCAACUUCGCCAAGACGGGAAACCCCAACCAAGGAGGCAGCAAGGUCCCGGCCCAGUGGCCCGCCUUCACCAGGACUCACCGGCCCUUCCUGGCCAUCAACCACCAGACCAGCAAGUCCUCCGUCAGCUACGACCUAAGACAGGACUACGUCACCUACUGGACGAGCUCGUACAGCAGCCUGCCCGACGUGUGAAGCUAGCAGUUCAUGUCAAAGAAAAUGAAAUAAACUCUUUGCU